This is a messenger RNA of Trypanosoma theileri, 1467 nucleotides long. RefSeq names its product putative amino acid transporter, putative,amino acid permease. Bases 1 to 1467 code for a protein of 488 amino acids. The transcript has a single exon. The record is from RefSeq and is a predicted model, not a curated record. NCBI's taxonomy places the organism in Eukaryota, Euglenozoa, Kinetoplastea, Trypanosomatida, Trypanosomatidae. Gene Ontology annotation, molecular function: amino acid transmembrane transporter activity. Gene Ontology annotation, biological process: amino acid transmembrane transport.
AUGGGACAGAAACCACCUGAGAAAAAUAUAGAGUUCGCGGAUGAUGAAAUUAUAGGUGUUGUUACUACACCAGGAAAUACUAAUACUUCGAGUACGAUGGAAAAAAAUGCAUUUAGUCCCAUAAUCUGUAAUUCACAAGAAGAACAACAAGAAUUGGAAGAGGUUGGACAACAUCAUCAUCAUCAUUGUGAUAAUCAUCAACUAAAUAAACGACACAAAGGUAUCUUUGGAGUUUUUCUUCUUAUUCUACACACAGUUAUACCUCAUGGUGGUCUUCUUUCUAAUAGUUUUAACCUUGCUUCCGCUUCUUUAGGGGCUGGUAUUAUUACAUUACCGUGGGCUUUUCGUGCUACUGGUAUAAUAAUGGGAGUUAUUUAUCUUACUCUUAUGACGUUAUUUACAGUAUAUACUAUUACAAUAAUGGGAUAUGUAAUGAAAAAAACAGGAUACAGGGCAUUUGAACAAAUGUCAAGAGGAGUUUUGGGACGCGGUGCUGAUUAUUUAAUGGCUCUCGUUAUGGGAGUAAGUUGUUUUGGUGCAGCUGUAGCGUAUGUUAUUGCUACAGAAAGUUUAAUUACACCAGUGUUAAAGCGAUCUCCGGUUACACCACAAUUUUUAAAGACUGAAAGUGGAAUUCGACUUUCUACAUGUGGUGUAUGGCUUAUUGGAAUGCUUCCAUUGGUAAUCCCUAAAAAAGUUAAUACACUACGAUACUUUUCUGCAAUUGGGGUAAGUUUUGUAGUAUAUUUUGCCAUUACAGUUGUGAUACAUUCAUGCCAAAAAGGACUUCCCCGACGUUCAGAAGUUGUUUUUGUGGAAAAGGGGAAUGUAGCGUUAGAGGGUCUUGGUGUUUACGUUUUUUCUUAUCUUUGUCAUGCUGUGGCGUAUCAGGUAUAUUUUGAAAUGAAAGUUCCAAGUGUGAAACAACUCGUACUCGCCACUACCAUGGGAAUGACAUUUUGUUCCUUAUUAUAUCUUUUGGCUGGCGUCUUUGGCUACAUGGAGUUUGGAAAUGAUAUUGAAGAAUCUAUACUUUACAUGUUUGAUCCCAUUGAAGAGCCAAUGAUGAUGGUAGGAUAUAUUGGACUUAUUAUUAAAUUAUGUGUAUCAUACGCAUUAAACAUGAUUCCUUGCCGUAAUACAGUAUAUUACAUAAUUGGAUGGGAUAUUGAUCGUCUACCAUACUGGAAACACAUUAUUACUGUAACUAUAAUCUCUGUUAUCGUUUUGGUGUGCGGUAUCUUUAUUCCAAGAAUUAGCACAGCAUUAGGACUCGCAGGUGCUGUUUGUGGUGGGUUUAUUGGUUUUAUAUAUCCAGCAUUAUUUUUUAUGUACUCUGGUGGGUGGACAUUGGUAAAAGUUGGUUGGUUCCAUUAUAUAAUGACUUAUUUAUCACUUUUAAUAGGUGUGGUAAGUGUUGUCUUUGGCACUGGUGCAACUAUAUAUUCCACCUUUGGCAAGAGCUAA